UAUUAAGAGUACAUAAGUAAUAAUUUCUUAUAUGCAACCGAAUCAACAAGUUCAAGAAUACAACGACUCUACACGAUAAGAUUCUUACUUUAUGAUAACAGGUUAAGAAACCACAUGUUCUAAAAAAGGAAUCAAAUCGUAUGUUGCUCACCAUUUUAUUUCUGUUUCUUAUUAAAUAAUAAUAUCUGGAUAAAAGAAAAUCCUGAGAAAUAUAAAAGCAUCAUGUGUAUGGAGAAGCACGGCCAUGAUGAGGAGGAGCAACCCAAACCUGUGGUUCUAAUCACAGGAUGUUCCACGGGAGGGAUAGGCCACGCGCUUGCACGAUCCUUCGCAGCGAACAGGUGCAGGGUGGUGGCCACCAGCAGGUCGCGGUGGAGCAUGGCGGAUCUGGAACACGACCACAGGUUCUUCUUGCAAGAAUUGGAUGUUCAGUCCGAUGAGAGCGUGCGUAAAGUGGUCGAUGCUGUUGUCGACAAGUACGGUCGCAUCGACGUGCUUGUUAACAACGCUGGUGUUCAGUGUGUGGGCCCCCUUGCCGAGGUUCCUCUCUCUGCCAUUCAAAACACUUUCGAUACCAAUGUCUUCGGUUCGUUGAGAAUGAUUCAGGCCGUUGUUCCUCAUAUGGCUGUUAGGAAACAGGGGAAGAUAGUCAACGUUGGCAGCGUUGCUGCCUUGGCCUCUGGACCUUGGUCAGGCACUUACAAUGCUUCCAAAGCUGCUCUUCAUGCUUUCACUGAUACAUUAAGAUUGGAACUUGGACACUUUGGAAUCGACGUUGUGAAUGUAGUUCCUGGAGCCAUCACUUCCAAUAUUGCAAAUAAUGCCCUUGCCAAUUACAAUCGAAUGCCUGAAUGGAACUUAUUCAAGCCUUUUGAAGCAGCAAUCCGAGACAGAGCUUCUUUGUCUCAGGGGUCCAAGUCGACCCCUUCGGAGGAGUUUGCUAAAAACACAGUAGCAGCUGUUCUUAAGAAGAAUCCACCUGCAUGGUUCUCCUAUGGCCAUUACUCUACCUUCAUGGCUAUCAUGUAUCAUUUACCACUCUUUCUUAGAGACUUUUUUUUGAAGAAAUUGAUGAAAUGCUGAGCUACGGUUUCGUGUAUCCAUCUUUUCCCAUGUAUAAUGUAUGUUGAUGGACACUGAUUAAUCUACUUUAAGCACGAGAUUUCAUUGGAGGGUGUAUUGUUAAGACUUCAAAUGUUAUAUAUUCAGUUCCAUUUUACCA
This is a messenger RNA of Glycine soja, 1222 nucleotides long. Its product is annotated as short-chain dehydrogenase RED1-like. NCBI's taxonomy places the organism in Eukaryota, Viridiplantae, Streptophyta, Magnoliopsida, Fabales, Fabaceae. Gene Ontology annotation, molecular function: oxidoreductase activity. Gene Ontology annotation, cellular component: endoplasmic reticulum. The coding region runs from base 223 to 1083 and encodes 286 amino acids. The transcript is spliced from 3 exons. The record is from RefSeq and is a predicted model, not a curated record.